Messenger RNA from Urocitellus parryii (Arctic ground squirrel), 2855 nucleotides. RefSeq names its product hydroxyacyl-CoA dehydrogenase trifunctional multienzyme complex subunit alpha (gene Hadha). Gene Ontology annotation, cellular component: mitochondrion; mitochondrial fatty acid beta-oxidation multienzyme complex. Gene Ontology annotation, molecular function: long-chain (3S)-3-hydroxyacyl-CoA dehydrogenase (NAD+) activity; enoyl-CoA hydratase activity; NAD+ binding. Lineage: Eukaryota; Metazoa; Chordata; Mammalia; Rodentia; Sciuridae. The record is from RefSeq and is a predicted model, not a curated record. Gene Ontology annotation, biological process: fatty acid beta-oxidation.
AAAGCAUCCCUUUUGGCCCUGUGAGCCGGGAGGGAAGGGCAGUGUUAAGAGGCUCGUAGCAACUCAGCGCCUGGGUUUUAGUCAGGCAAUUCGUCGGGCGCCUGGCCAGUUAGGCUAUAGGAAAAAGUGGUCUGCUCUUGCCGCUGGAGAUAGAAGCGCUCUCUACUUUCGUCCUCUCCUGUUCAAGAUGGUGGCCUCCCGAGCAAUUGGCAGCCUCAACCGCUUCAACGCCUUCAGGAUCCUCCGCUCCCGAGGUUGUAGUUGCCGCAACUUUUCAGGGUCUUCUGCUUUGCUGGCUAGAACCCAUGUUAACUAUGGCGUCAAAGGGAAUGUGGCAGUUAUUCGACUUAACUCACCCAAUUCAAAGGUAAAUACACUGAAUAAAGAAGUACAAACAGAGUUCAUGGAAGUAAUGGAUGAAAUCUGGGCCAGUGAUCAAAUCAAAAGUGCCGUCCUCAUCUCAUCAAAGCCAGGCUGCUUUGUUGCAGGUGCUGAUAUCAACAUGUUAGCCUCUUGUAAGACCCCUCAAGAAGCAACACAGAUAUCACAGGAAGGACAGAGAAUGUUUGAGAAACUUGAAAGGUCCCCAAAACCUGUCGUGGCUGCCAUCAAUGGAUCCUGUUUGGGAGGAGGACUUGAGCUUGCCAUUGCAUGCCAAUACAGAAUAGCAACAAAAGAUAGAAAAACAGUAUUAGGUGUCCCUGAAGUCUUGCUGGGGAUUCUACCCGGAGCAGGAGGCACCCAAAGGCUGCCCAAAAUGGUGGGUGUGCCUGCUGCUUUUGACAUGAUGCUGACUGGUAGAAACAUUCGUGCAGACAGAGCAAAGAAAAUGGGACUGAUUGACCAAUUGGUGGAACCCCUGGGACCAGGAAUAAAACCUCCACAGGAACGGACAAUUGAAUACCUAGAAGAAGUUGCAAUUACUUUUGCCAAUGGACUAGUUGAUAAGAAGAUUUCUCCUAAGAGAAACAAGGGAUUGAUGGAAAAACUGACAGCAUACGCCAUGACUAUUCCAUUUGUUAGACGACAGAUCUACAAAACCGUGGAAGAAAAAGUGCGAAAGCAGACCAAAGGCCUUUAUCCUGCCCCUCUGAAAAUAAUUGAUGUUGUAAAAACUGGACUUGAGCAAGGGAGUGAAGCUGGUUAUCUUGCUGAAUCACAGAAAUUUGGAGAGCUGGCAUUGACCAAAGAAUCAAAAGCCUUGGUGGGACUAUAUCAUGGCCAAGUCCUGUGCAAGAAAAAUAAAUUUGGAGCCCCACAGAAGGAUGUUAAGCAUUUAGGUAUUCUUGGUGCAGGGCUUAUGGGAGCUGGCAUCGCCCAAGUCUCCGUGGACAAGGGGCUGAAGACCCUUCUUAAAGACACUACGGUAGCUGGACUGGGACGGGGACAGCAACAAGUGUUCAAAGGAUUAAACGACAAAGUGAAGAAGAAAUCUCUAACAUCAUUUGAAAGGGAUUCCAUCUUCAGCAACUUGAUUGGGCAACUUGAUUACCAGGGUUUUGAAAAGGUUGACAUGGUGAUUGAAGCUGUUUUUGAGGACCUCAGUGUUAAGCACAAAGUACUAAAGGAAGUAGAAGCAGUGAUUCCAGAUCACUGUAUCUUUGCCAGUAACACAUCUGCUCUCCCAAUCAAUGAAAUUGCUGCUGUCAGCAAAAGACCUGAGAAGGUGAUUGGUAUGCACUACUUUUCUCCUGUGGACAAGAUGCAGCUACUAGAGAUCAUCACAACAGAGAAAACAUCCAAGGACACAACUGCUUCUGCUGUAGCAGUUGGUCUCAAGCAAGGGAAGGUCAUCAUUGUGGUCAAGGAUGGACCUGGCUUCUACACCACCAGGUGUCUUGCACCCAUGAUGUCUGAAGUCAUACGAAUCCUCCAGGAAGGCGUUGACCCUAAGAAGCUGGAUUCCCUGACCACAGGCUUUGGCUUUCCUGUGGGUGCUGCUACCCUGGCAGAUGAAGUUGGUGUGGAUGUAGCGAAACAUGUGGCAGAAGAUCUGGGCAAAGCCUUUGGGGAGCGGUUUGGAGGUGGAAGCCCAGAGCUGCUGAACCAGAUGGUGUCCAAGGGCUUCCUGGGUCGCAAAUCUGGGAAAGGCUUUUACAUUUAUCAGGAGGGCUCGAAGAAUAAGAGUUUGAAUUCUGACAUGGAUACUAUUUUUGCAAGUCUGAGGCUUCCUGCUAAGCCCGAGGUCUCCUCUGAUGAAGACAUCCAGUACCGUGUGGUGACAAGAUUUGUGAAUGAAGCAGUGCUGUGCCUACAGGACGGGAUCUUGGCCACACCUGCAGAGGGAGACAUCGGAGCAGUCUUUGGCCUUGGCUUCCCCCCUUGUCUCGGAGGUCCCUUCCGUUUUGUGGAUCUGUAUGGUGCUCAGAAGAUAGUGGACCGGCUCCGGAAGUAUGAAGCUGCCUAUGGAAAACAGUUCACCCCAUGCCAGCUGCUCAUUGACCACGCCAACAGUCCCAGUAAGAAGUUCUACCAGUGAGCAGGCCCUCCCACCCUGCUCCAUCAGUGCACUAACCCAGCUGCCAGCAGCGCUGCUUCAAAAGUGCCAUCUGGGUGUAUCAGGAAGCAGAAGGAAAACCAAGCCUGGCCUUGAGUUUGCUCCUUAAUUAAAGUGCCUUCAGCUCUGACCAUCUCCUUCCUGGUGAAGUCUGACUAUGAAUUAGAGUUUGUACUUCAUAUUGGAAAGUGGAACCCACUGUGCUCCUUUUCUAAACCCUGAAGCCCAAAUCAGCAGCUAAGAGCCAUCCAAAGCCACUUUUGUUGCCUGUUCCUCCCAGGAGGCCAGUGGUGGCUAGUGGUGGCGAGGGCAUUUCUGUACCCAGCCCAACAGAACCACAGUAAAAACCAAACUAUCA